Messenger RNA from Pediculus humanus corporis (human body louse), 372 nucleotides. RefSeq lists its product as uncharacterized. The record is from RefSeq and is a predicted model, not a curated record. The transcript has 4 exons. Lineage: Eukaryota; Metazoa; Arthropoda; Insecta; Psocodea; Pediculidae. Bases 1 to 372 code for a protein of 123 amino acids.
AUGGCAUCGAAGGCGGUGAACGAAUAUUUUGGCUCAUCAAGACCAUCUAAGAUACCCGUACUGGCCGAAGGACUACCGUUGGACGGAGAAGAAUAUAAUACUCCCAGUGAAGAUUCCGGGGUGUGCUUAGGGGAUGGACGAACGAACGAGAGGGCAAAUUGGAUAGCGGCAACAUCUCCUUCUAUAUACAGAAAGCAAACAUCAGAUUUAGCUUUAUCAAAUGGAGAAAAUACAAAUUUAAUCGUAAGGUUGGUACCCAUUGAUAACGGUCAUAAUUUAUCUUGUAAUUCUCUUCUUAAAUCUUCUGUUGCUUUAACUAUAUUUCUCGAUGUUAAAAAUGCUGCAGCAGUUCUUUUAUCUUCUUUAUUUUGA